Messenger RNA from Chroicocephalus ridibundus (black-headed gull), 1265 nucleotides. RefSeq names its product distal-less homeobox 2 (gene DLX2). The coding region runs from base 165 to 983 and encodes 272 amino acids. Gene Ontology annotation, molecular function: DNA-binding transcription factor activity, RNA polymerase II-specific; RNA polymerase II cis-regulatory region sequence-specific DNA binding. Lineage: Eukaryota; Metazoa; Chordata; Aves; Charadriiformes; Laridae. The transcript has 3 exons. Gene Ontology annotation, biological process: embryo development; cell differentiation; negative regulation of transcription by RNA polymerase II. The record is from RefSeq and is a predicted model, not a curated record.
GGGAGCGCGGUUCCCGCCCCGGCCCGGCCCGGCCCCGCCGGCCCGCGGAGCGCAGCGCGGCCCGGAGCCGCGAGCAUGGUGUCGCGGCCCUGACCGCCUCUCCCCGGUGGGGACGGCCGUGGGGCGGCGGCGGCGGCCCGUGCCCCGGCGGGCGGGGGCGCGGGAUGACCGGAGUGCUGGAGAGCCUGGUGCCGGACAUGCACGCCAGCCAGAUCUCCGCCGGCAGCUACCACCAGCACGGCGGCCUGCACAAGCCGCAGGAGUCCCCCACGCUGCCCGUCUCCACCGCCACCGACAGCAGCUACUACACCAACCAGCAGCACGGGGCGGCGGGCGGGCCGCCCUACGGACCGGUGGGCGCCUACCCCUAUGCGGGCGGCGGCACCGCCCCCUACUCCGCCAAGGCCGGCUACGACCUGGGCUACGCGGGCGCCUACGGCUCCUACGGGCCCUACGGCAGCAGGGCCUCUCCGGCCAACAACGACUCCGCAGAGAAGGAAGACUGCGAGCCGGAGAUCAGGAUCGUGAACGGGAAGCCGAAGAAAGUGCGGAAGCCCCGAACCAUCUACUCCAGCUUCCAGCUGGCGGCUCUGCAGCGGCGCUUCCAGAAAACCCAGUACCUCGCCCUGCCCGAGAGAGCGGAGCUGGCGGCCUCCCUCGGCCUCACCCAGACACAGGUGAAGAUCUGGUUCCAGAACCGCCGUUCCAAGUUCAAGAAGAUGUGGAAGAGCGGCGAGAUCCCGGCGGAGCCGCCCCCUCGCCGCAGCGCCUCGCCGCCGCCGCCCCCCGCCUCGCCCCCCGCCUGGGACUUCGCUCCGCACCCGCGCACGGCUGGCGGCGGCGCCGGCACCGCCAGCCCCAGCCCCGCCGCCGCCUUCCUCGGCAGCUACUCGUGGUACCCGCCGGCCGCUGCCCCCCUCCCGCAGCCGGCGCAGCCCCCGCACCACCACGGCGGCGGCGGCGGCGGCGGCGGCAUCUUCUAGGCGCCGCAGAGACUUGAGCCCGCGGGGCCGCGCCCGGCGGCCGCGGGGCACCGAGGUGCAGCACUGGUGUUUUGGUGAAGCCUGGCUCCGGCCGUCCCGCCGGAGGGGAACAGAUCCGCUCCCCCGUCCCGUCGCGCCGCCGCCGGCGGACCCCGUGUGGGCUCGGCCCCGCGGCUGCCCGCCCUCCCGCCGCCGAAAUAACCACGCCGCGGAACAGGCAACCCCACCUCCCCUCCCUCCGUCCCUCUUCCUCCUCCCCGGCUUUUUCAUCAAACCACCGGU